Molecule: messenger RNA, 519 nt
Organism: Funneliformis mosseae
Lineage: Eukaryota; Fungi; Glomeromycota; Glomeromycetes; Glomerales; Glomeraceae
Source: the annotation of a GenBank genome assembly
AUGAACUCUGGUAGAACUCUGGUUGAACUCUGGUUGAAAAUGGUAGAAUGGACAGAUGCGUAUAUAGAUACUCUAAUCGAAGAACGAAGAAAUAGAAAUAUAGAAUACCAUAACCUCAGAAGAAAUCGAAACAGUUAUAAUGCAAUGUGUGAAUAUAUGGCAGGUAGUCGUAGAGCACAGAGAAAUCGAUUGGGUGCGCAAUAUUUUGAUGAAUUUCGUAUGCAUUUUUGGGAGAGGCCUGAAGAUGAAUUCGAUAGAAUCCGUACUAUCAAUACCUCAAACCGUAGACAAAAUAGAAAUAUGGGAAAUAUAACACCAGCAUCAUCUAUUGACGAAGUGUCAUCAAUGCUAAAUCAGAGUCACCGUGAAUCUCCCACUGGUCAAAGAGAUCGGUCUGCAUCUCCAAUCCGAGAACUCCCAGCAGAAGAGACGAAACUACCAAUCGAGAUCAUGCGAAAAAUACAAAUAAUGCGGAUAGAAAUUCAAGCAAUAACACAAAUAAUGCAGGCGGGAAUUUAA